Molecule: messenger RNA, 2847 nt
Organism: Phaedon cochleariae (mustard beetle)
Lineage: Eukaryota; Metazoa; Arthropoda; Insecta; Coleoptera; Chrysomelidae
Source: the annotation of a GenBank genome assembly
AUGGUGGACUACUACAGAGUCCUUGAGGUUUCUAGAACUGCAACCACAGCUGAAAUAAAGAAAGCUUAUCGCAAACUAGCUUUAAAAUGGCACCCCGACAAAAAUCCAGACAAUAUGGACGAUGCUACAAAAAAAUUCAAAGAAAUAUCUGAAGCUUAUGAAGUACUAUCUGAUGAUUCCAAACGAAAGGUAUAUGAUAAUCGUUGUAAUAGGAACAGUUCAACAAAAUCGACGAGAACCAAUAGAGGUCAUUUUGACAGUCACAGUCCCUUUUCUUACAGUUACAACCCCUUUUCUCAGAGAUAUUUUGAAAAAAAGAAGCGUGUAUAUGACCAGUAUGGCAAAGAAGGUCUCAUAAAUGGAAACAAUCGUGGUAGAAGCCGUCAUGAAGACGAAUUUGAUUUCAAUGGAUUCGGAUUCUAUACUUUCAGAGACCCAGAAGAUGUGUUUAGAGAAUUUUUCGGUGCCACAGUUUUUGAUCUCCUUGGCGAUCCGCACGGAAGAGACAGACGACAGAGGCACAGGCACCACGCGCAACCGCAGAACGCCCUCAGCAAUGCGUCUCUCUUCUCCUCGUUCGGACUGCAGUUCGGCGGCGGCCUGAUGGACGAUUUCUUCAGCACCGGCCAGACGACGGGAUUCACGUCGUUCGGCUCGCUGAGCACCGCCUUCAAUGGCGCGCCCGUCAAUGCGAACGUCAAGCGAACGUCGACUUCGACGCGGUUCGUGAACGGCAGGAAAAUCACCACCAAGAAAGUCCACGAAAAUGGAAGGGAAACAGUUUUCUCCUACGAGAACGACGUGCUGAAAUCAAAGACUGUCAAUGGGGUUCCUCAAAGUUUAACAUACAGUUAAAUGUGACAAUUCGCCACAUACUAUAAUAUUCGCAUUAUCCCCCUCCCCAUUUAGCCUAAUUAUAGUAGUACUUACCCUCACUUCAGACAUAAAUAGUAUAAAUGUGAUUUGAUGUAUUAUUGUAAAGCUGUUCAAUAACAGAACAACAACCAGUCGUAAAGCAACAAAUAUUUUCUGGCAGAUUUAACAAGUGGAAAUAUUAGCACUGAUGGGUUAGUGUUCACCCCUUCCCCACUGAAAAAUAACGAUUUCACAAUAUCUGCUUCAAGUGGCAAAUAAAUAUUAAUGAAAUAUAAAAUUUGAAUUAAACUUCGAGAUGCAUGGGAGAAGCUUUGAAAUUAUUUUGGUAUACUUAUAUGGUAGCAUUUAUUGUAUAGCUCAAACUUUCGAUGUACAGUAUUUGCUCAUUUAGAAUAUACAGUGUGUCCCAGUUAUGAUUGACAUUUUUUCUCCAAGCUACUCAAGUUCUGCUGCGAGAGAGAUCUAUCAGAUGAUGCAAAAUUUUACAGGGUAAUGAAACACAAGUGACAACAAUGUCACUAUUAGGAAGUAAGAAAUUGAGGCCAUUCAAAUGAUGAAUAUUGGUUUCUGAGUGAAAUUUUUCGGAACUCUCUCAUAUGGGAAGAGGUUCUACAGUAUUGUAGGCUAAUACCAAAAUGUUUUACUCAUUUUUGUGUCGUUUCUCUUAAUUUCAAAAGAUUUUUUUUGGAACACCAUUUUUUUGAAUAAUUUUUGAGUAUCUCUAACUUUUUUCCAUCUGUUUAUCACAAAAUUUGUACAUGAAAGAAGGUAAAUGAUGUGUGUGUUUGGACAAAAUAGUUGAUGCAUUGGACUUUCUUUAGUGAUUAAUUGAAUUCGUGCCAGACCAUGGACGCAGUGUAAAGUUUAUUGGCGAUUGGUGGCAGCAAAUCAUUUUCGGCAUUUUCUAGAUGUUUUCAGAGGAUAAAAAUGAUUCAACCAUAUUUUUUAAGAAGUUAAUAUCUCAACAAGUGUUGGAAAGUGCAUUAUUGCAUGAGUUUGGAUCAACUUUUUUCUACAAACGUUAAAAAACUGACAUCAAAAAUAUAUCGUGAAUAAAACAUAACCACAAAAUUCACAAUCUUGACAAUUUCCAUGAUUUCGAUGUCCCUCUACAGGGAAGAACGAACUUCUUGCAUUCACCGAACUAAAAUCAGUGUCAUCAAGAGUGCUGUACGUAAAGCGGUUUGGUUGAAUAAUAAUUAUAGGGAAAAGCAUAGCUGUUUCAACACCAUCUUCCCUACAUCGUGGUUACCAUAUAUAUUCAAAAAAUAUCUGUUCCAAUACAAUCAUUCUAACCUGUUUCUCACUUGGAAAAGUUGACGCUUGUUGAAAAAAUUUGAUUCUAACCCUUGCAGAAAGGCACAAGGCACUUUUCGCACUUGUUUGGAAACUCUCUUUGGAUGAUUACCGUCUUUCUAGCUGGGAAACAUUGUAUGCCUUCAGGUUGACUGAUUACUGAAUUAUUAUUAUGAGAUAUUGUCGAUGCUGUUUUCUGGUGUGCUCAAUAAUCAUAAAAAUAUCCUCCUACUGGUCGUACUUUAGAAGAAACGUACCUACGCACCAUUAUAAUUAUAUAUUUAGUGAUUAUCUUCAAACUUGUUUUUCUUUUGCCUUCUCCAAUUUUCUCUAGUCUAAGCUGAAGCUGUUAAAUGCGCAUAUUUACUUAGCUUCUUAUUAUUUUUUACUUUUAAUUUAAGUUAUAAUACUUGAUUCAUGAAGAUUAAGCAAUUGAGUUGUAAUAAAAGUUUAGUUUGAAAUAAUUAAUAGUUUUUUCGUCUAUACCCUAAUCUAUUCACUAAAGUGUUAUUUCAUCAUGAGCAGUUUUAGGUCCUGAUUUUCUGUUUUCAUGGGUGCCUAUCUUAAAUCAAAAGUAGUAAUAAAAAAGAAACUGUCAUUGGUAAAGUAGUCAUCGAAAUAUUCUGAAUAUUAUGAUAUACGUUCAUUUAUAAACGUCAUUAUUCACGAAUAUAC